This is a messenger RNA of Gamsiella multidivaricata, 959 nucleotides long. RefSeq names its product ARD/ARD' family-domain-containing protein. NCBI's taxonomy places the organism in Eukaryota, Fungi, Mortierellomycota, Mortierellomycetes, Mortierellales, Mortierellaceae. The transcript is spliced from 6 exons. The record is from RefSeq and is a predicted model, not a curated record. Gene Ontology annotation, molecular function: acireductone dioxygenase [iron(II)-requiring] activity. Bases 60 to 713 code for a protein of 217 amino acids.
CUAGCUUCCUGUAAUUGCAAGUAUUACUACCAAUCGCACGGAAAUUUCGCCAUCGUUGAAUGCAGGGCGGUGCUGUCCAGCUGGCCCUUUACGCCUUCACACCUUCAUUCGUUUCAUUCACUUCGCCUUCCACUCUCAUUCAUUCACCAGCACGUCAUCCACCCACCUCUCUCGAUCCAACCAUGCGCGCUUAUCUUUACGACAACCUCGACACCGACUGCAGAGAGCCUCACGAGCUCUCGCCCUCAGUCCCAGUAUCGGCCGAAGAGCUCGCGGCCUCCGGAGUUCUGUACUGGCGGCUUAAAGACGAGAACUUUACUGAGCAGAUUGACAAAAUCUGCGAGGAGCGCAACUACAAGAACCGCGACCAGAUCACUGUCUCCAAGGAGGGUCUCGGUGACCAGUUUGACGCAAAGAUCAAGACUUUCUUUGCCGAGCACUUGCAUGAAGACGAAGAGAUUCGCGCCAUCCUCGAGGGAACUGGUUAUUUUGAUAUUAGAGAUAAGGAUGACCGCUGGGUUAGGAUCAAGGUCGAGGCUGGCGACUUGAUUGUUCUGCCCGCCGGAAUCUACCACCGCUUCACUCUUGAUACCAACAAUUACCUCAAGGCCAUGCGUCUCUUUAAGGAGGACCCUGUCUGGACCCCUUUGAAUCGACCAUGCGAUGAUAACCCUUACCGCAAGGCUUAUCUUCAGACCGUCACUGCCAUUUAAAUGGAACAGAUCGUUUACUUUGUCAUGGAAUGACCAAGGGGGUUAUACCUGCACUUUCAUAGACGGAUUGCUUUCUUCCGCCGUUCCAUCUUCAGCUCAUUAUAACACACCUCUAUCUCCAUUCAAAGGUUGCAGCAAUAUCUCGCGGACAAAAAUAAAGCGAGUGAUGUUCAGCAUAAUCGUCCUCUAACUGCCCUUGUGCUGUGCAGUUAACCAUCGCUUGGCCCAUUUUCAUCUCGUCUACCC